AUGUUCUAUAGCGCUCAAGUACUGACCAUCCUUGGUCUUUCUGUGGUUCAAGUAAUGGGUAUAAUUGACCCUAGUCUUGCCAAGACACCACAAAUGGGAUGGAACUCUUGGAACAAAUAUCAAUGCAACGUCAAUGAGACAGUCAUUGUGAACACCGCCAAUGCUAUGGUUUCAAGCGGCCUUAAGGACCUCGGGUACCAAUACAUCAACAUUGACGACUGCUGGGCAUUGCAUCAACGUGAUAACUCUACUCAGAGGAUUAUCCCAGACCCCGAAAAAUUUCCAAAUGGUAUCAAGGGUGUUGCUGACAAAGUGCACGCACUUGGUCUCAAGUUAGGAAUUUAUUCUGAUGCAGGUACCAACACAUGUGCUGGCUAUCCUGGGUCUUACGGAUAUGAACAAAUCGACGCACAGGCCUUUUCAGAUUGGGGAGUAGACUAUCUGAAGUAUGACAACUGUAACAACCUUGGAUUGGCCGGAAAUGCUAGUAUUUCAAGCAAACGGUACAAGCGAAUGGGAGAUGCACUUAAGAACGUCAGUAGACCCAUCUUCUUCUCCUUAUGUAGCUGGGGCCAGGAUGAUGUAUGGGAUUGGGGUAGAUCUGUCGGUGGUCAAUCAUGGCGUAUGUCAGGCGACAUCUCCGACCACUGGUCCAGUGUUGUGUCAAUCAUCGGCCAAGAAGUUCCUAUUGCCAACAUUUCCGCCCCUGGUGGAUGGAACGAUAUGGAUAUGUUGGAAGUCGGUGUGUAUGAUCAAAUGACCAUCACAGAGUACACCAGCCACUUUUCUAUUUGGGCAGCCAUGAAGAGCCCAAUGAUUCUCGGUAACGAUAUCACCAACAUGACAAGUGAUAUCAAAAAUAUUAUUACAAACAAAGAGGUCAUUGCCGUCAGUCAAGACUUGUUAGGAGAAUCUGUGAAACAAAGAUGGGUCAAGGGGGAUACACAAUUAUUUGCAGGACCUUUGUCUGGUCAAACAUAUGUAGCUCUUUUCUUGAACGAGGGUAACUCGACGGUCACGAUGACCGGCACUUGGUCUGAUAUCUUCAACAACAAGCAUGCAAACAAGCAAAAGCCUAUUGCUGUACGAGAUCUCUGGACACAUACGGACUUGGGUAAAUUUAGGGGCAGUGUUAGCGUUAGUGUUGAGGCACACGGUGUUCGCAUGUUGCGAUUUAGUCAACAAGCCUAA
This is a messenger RNA of Umbelopsis ramanniana AG, 1191 nucleotides long. RefSeq lists its product as uncharacterized. The transcript is spliced from 6 exons. Gene Ontology annotation, molecular function: hydrolase activity, hydrolyzing O-glycosyl compounds. NCBI's taxonomy places the organism in Eukaryota, Fungi, Mucoromycota, Umbelopsidomycetes, Umbelopsidales, Umbelopsidaceae. Gene Ontology annotation, biological process: carbohydrate metabolic process. Bases 1 to 1191 code for a protein of 396 amino acids. The record is from RefSeq and is a predicted model, not a curated record.